AUGGCCACAAGAGGCUUAGUUUUCUAUCUCCUAUCAAGUUUUUCGGUGGCUAUUCUCUCUGCGUUCUUCAUCACGCAGUACCAGAAUGGUUACGACUCUCCCCUUCAAUCCCGUCUCUCUCUCUCUCUCAAUUCCAAUCUUUCUUCCCACCUCUCCAGCACAGACAAAACCUGGCCCGAAUUGAAGUUUAGUUGGAGACUUGUUUUGGCGACAGUGAUUGGUUUUCUGGGAUCAGCAUGUGGGACAGUAGGAGGUGUAGGAGGGGGUGGAAUAUUUGUUCCUAUGCUUACUUUAAUUGUUGGAUUUGAUACAAAGUCUGCUGCAGCUCUUUCUAAAUGUAUGAUAAUGGGGGCAUCUGCAUCAUCAGUCUGGUACAAUUUGAGAGUGCCUCAUCCAACAAAAGAAGUGCCAAUUAUAGACUAUGAUCUGGCCCUUCUCUUUCAGCCCAUGCUCAUGCUUGGCAUCACCUUGGGUGUGGCUCUCAGUGUUGUCUUCCCCUACUGGCUCAUCACUGUCCUCAUCAUUAUACUCUUCUUGGGAACUUCAUCAAGGUCUUGUUUUAAAGGGUUUGAGAUGUGGAAGGAAGAGACUAUCAUGAAGAAAGAAUUUGCAAGGCAGCAAGAAACUGUAGUGGACUCUAGGGGUGAACGUGCAGUUCUAAUUGAGUACGAGCCAUUACUUCCUAGAGAAGAGAAAUCAAUAAUGCAAAUAUUAAAGUUCAACCUUAGGUGGAAAAGGGUUGUGGUGCUGGUAGUAGUUUGGGUUCUUUUCCUAGUUCUUCAAGUCCUCAAGAAUGAUGUAAAUGCUUGCAGUGCAUGGUAUUGGGUCUUCUUCUGCUUACAGUUUCCCAUUGCACUUGGAGUGUUUGGGUAUGAAUCAGUCAAGCUGUGCAAGGAGCACAAGAAGAGAAUGAGCACAGGAAACACCGAAUCAAUUUGCGAGGCUUCGAUCGCAUGGACUCCUAUUCACAUAGCGUUCUGUGCACUCUGUGGUAUCUUGGGAGGCACUGUUGGCGGCUUGCUUGGAUCCGGUGGAGGAUUUAUUCUUGGCCCUCUCCUUCUUGAGAUAGGCGUUAUCCCUCAGGUUGCAAGUGCAACAGCUACAUUCGUGAUGACAUUCUCUGCGUCCUUAUCGGUGGUGGAGUUCUACCUGCUCAAGAGGUUUCCUAUUCCAUAUGCUUUAUACCUCACAAGUGUGUCUGUCUUGGCUGGCUUCUGGGGACAGUGCCUUGUAAGAAAAGUAGUUACAAUUCUCAAGAGAGCAUCAAUCAUCGUGUUCAUCCUCUCUGGUGUCAUCUUUGCUAGCGCUAUUACAAUGGGUGUGAUCGGCAUAGAAACGAGCAUCCAAAUGAUACAAAAUCAAGAAUUCAUGGGAUUCUUAGACUUCUGUAGCAGUCAGUGA
Prunus armeniaca (apricot) is the source of this 1401-nucleotide messenger RNA. NCBI's taxonomy places the organism in Eukaryota, Viridiplantae, Streptophyta, Magnoliopsida, Rosales, Rosaceae. The record is from the annotation of a GenBank genome assembly.